This is a messenger RNA of Cryptosporidium muris RN66, 1947 nucleotides long. RefSeq lists its product as uncharacterized. The transcript has a single exon. NCBI's taxonomy places the organism in Eukaryota, Apicomplexa, Conoidasida, Eucoccidiorida, Cryptosporidiidae. Bases 1 to 1947 code for a protein of 648 amino acids. The record is from RefSeq and is a predicted model, not a curated record.
AUGAUACAGGGACUUAGUACAAGUUCAAAUGAUAAUAAAGUUGAUGUUAAUAUUUCAGAUACACUUUGUAGUGAAGUUCCAUAUCAAUAUAAGAUGUUUGCUCUUUAUUUUACAAAAUUGGGGAGAGAAUAUUUAGAAGGAAUUUAUAAUAAGGAUCUUCUUUUAGAUUAUAUUUGUCAUGAGCUUAUUAAAUCAAAGUUAGAUAUGAAUUUAUUUCAAGAAGGAGUCAUUAAGAAAAUAAAUUCAGAUAAAGAUAAAGUACAUGUUGGAGGUUUAAUAUAUCUCUCAUCUACUCUUUCUACUUUGGAAACUAAUAGUAUUAUUCCAACUGAUAAGGAUCUUCUUAGAAGAGAUAUUUCAUAUUUUGGUGUUUGUAAAGAAUGUAAUAUAUAUGAUUUUUAUUUAGCGUUAUAUAUGCUUAAAAGUGUUGAAGAUAAUCAAGAUAUUCUUAAAAUUUUAACAUUGGAUAGUAUUUGUAAAUUAUUUUCAAAAUCUCAUGGAUUUUUCAAUAGAAUUAGUACUAUUAGAGAUAUGAUUCGAAAAUCACAACUUUUUGAUGAUAGUUCAUUUAAUGAUAUUUGUUCUAGUAUUGAAGAUGGACUUAAAAGUGGUAUGGAAAUAUUAUUAAAGAUUUAUCCUCAAAUUUAUUUACUUUCUAUGGCAAAGGAUUAUCUCACAAAUUAUGGUAAUAUAAAGGAGGAAGGUAUACCUUUACAAUUGAUAUUGGGUAUAACUGAAGAAAAACCUGAGAGAAUUACUUCUAAAAAAAGAGAUAUUGGUAGUAAAUUUCCUAUUCCUGGAAUCCCUGGUCCUCCAAUAGGUCCUACUGGGAAACCAUCACAUUUUUCUAUGAGUCCUUCGAUUUCUGGAUUAACUAGAACAGAAAUAGUAGAUUUAACUUCACAAAAUACAAUAGGUAGACCUUGGGAUUUACCAGAUAAGUUUAAAGGACGUAAAUUUGAAAAAAGUCUUAAAGAACUUUAUGGAUCUAGAGGAUAUGAAUCACAAUUUUUUUAUGAAUCUGGAAAAAAACCACCUGUAAAAAUAAUUUAUUAUGAAAAACCUUCUGAGCGUGAAUAUAAAUAUCAACAAUUUAUAAAAAAGUUGAAAGAGGAAAAUAAGAAACAACGAGAGAAACAAAAAGAGAAAUUAUUAAAAUCUAGUGGUUAUAAAGAUUUGAAAUUAACUUUUGAUAAUGUAGAAGAGGAUAUAUCAGAAACAGAACCUUCUCCUAUUCCAAUUCCUGAAAAGGAAAAAGAGUCUCUAGUAUUUGAUAAGAAAUUUCAUGCUCCUGCUAAUAAAUUAAAAUCAAAUAUUCGUAAUUUUAAUCGUAAAUAUUCUCGAAAUUUAAUUGGUAAGGAUUAUUUUAAACCACAAGUACCAUUUGAAGAAGAUUCUUCAAUAAAUAUUGAAGAAGCAACAAUUGGACUUCCUGAUGAAGAGUAUUCUGAAAAAAGUCCUCAAAAAUCAUCUGAAGGAAUAAAAUUUAAUGAAAGUUUAAUAGAGGAGAUUAUAACAAAUAAAGAAAGUUCGACCCCAUUGACCAUAGAGAAAGCUACUAAGGAUGUUAACUUAAAAUGUAGUGAGCUAACACGAUCUCAGAGAAAAAGAGCUCUUGGAUUAUUUAAUCUAUUAAUGUUUUUAAAUGGAGGUAACUCUCUUGGAUGGUUUAUUACUCCAUUUUGUAGGGCAGUUUAUUUUGCUGAAAGUGGAAUAAUUUCUGGUUCUAAGGUUAAACUAGAUAUUAAAAAAGUAGCAUCUAGUUGUUUUUCAGUCCUUCAAAAUACAAAAUUUAUUUUAGGAGACCCAAUUCUUGAGAAAACAGCUCAACAAGUUUGUUUUGUUUAUUACAAGAAGAAGGUAUCAGCUAUUAUUCAGGAAUAUUCUACAGGAAUUACAUUAUCACAGGAACCUUCUUCAAAUAUCCCUACUUCUAAGUUGGAUUAA